UUUGGUAAUGUUAAUACUUUUAACUUGUCGUGUGUUUUAAUUAAUUACAAUUACAUUUCAUUCUUAUAAUCAGAUUUACAAUAAUUAGCUGGUCAUCAGUUUGACGUUGAUAACUUAAUGUUUUCUCCCCUUUUUCUCUUUCACUCUCAUAUGUGUUUCUUUGAUCUUUUCUCUGUUUGUUUCCAUGUAAAUAUUUCUUUCCAUUUUGGAUUCUAAUUUGUUAAUCAUCUCAAUCACUGAUUGGUGGUUUAGAAUAUUUUGCUUUUUUUGUGUUUAACUUAUAUAUAUUCAUAUAAAUAUAUAUAUAAACUCUCUUCUCUCUGUUAUCAUGACUGAGUUUAUUGCUGAUACCGAAGAGGAAGUUCGUGAAGGUUUAGCCUCUGGUAAAGUUGAAAAAUUGGAUGGUUUUGAUUAUCAUGCUGGUCGUCAUUGGAUUUAUCCAAUUAACCGAGAUAUUCGUGAUUAUCAGUACAGUAUUGUUCACCAGUCUUUAUUCAACAAUACACUUGUCGUAUUACCAACUGGCCUUGGUAAGACUUUAAUUGCCGCUGUUGUUAUGUACAAUCUAUAUCUUUGGUAUCCAAGGUGUAAGAUUGUCUUUAUGGCUCCAACUCGACCUCUUGUUAAGCAACAAAUGGAAGCAUGUUUUGAUAUUGUUGGAAUACCUCGAGAAGAUAUUGUUGAAUUAACAGGUCACACUUCACCAUGUAAACGACAAGAAGAAUGGCUAACCAAAAGAUUGUUUUUCUUAACCCCUCAGGUUAUGCAGAAUGAUUUAUUUCUCAAUGAUUAUUGUCCAGCUGAGCAAAUUAAAUGUAUCGUUGUUGAUGAGGCUCAUAAAGCCACCGGUGGAUAUGCUUAUACCCGAGUUAUUGAAGAGGUUUACAAAAGGAAUACUCAAUUUAGGGUUCUCGCUUUAUCGGCUACUCCAGGAAAAGAUUUGGUUCACAUUAAACAAGUUCUUAAAAAUUUACUCAUCUCAAAGAUUGAAUAUCGUUCAGAGGAAUCACUUGAUGUUCAAAAGUAUACACAUAAUCGUCGUGUUGAAACAAUUGUCGUUCAAUUAGACGAAGAGCUUACAUAUUAUCGUGAUCGUUUACUUUCAAUUAUUGAAGAAAAUUUGAAAACUUUGGUUAAACGUAAAGCCAUCGGAAGUUAUGAUCUAAAUCGUUUAUCAUCAUAUUACCUGUUGAUGCAAAAGAAAACCUAUGAGGCUGGUCAACAUGAUAUUCCAGUUGGUCUAUUGAAUUCAGUUCGUUUCACUUUCGCAAUAACUUCCAGUCUUGUCUAUGCUCUCGAUUUACUUAAAAAUUAUGGACUGAGAUCUUUUUACAACCAUGUAAAAGGUACUAGAACUGAAGAAAGUCCCAAAGGCGGAGGUAAAAAAGGUUUCAAUUUAGGUAAUAUCUUGAAGAAAAAUACUGUUCUCCAAGAGAUAUUAGAUGAUUUGAAGAAGAAAUUUGAACCUGAUGGUAAUGUUACUUUCAAUGGUGAGCUCGAAUGUGAUACUGUCCAUUCUGUACCUGGACAUCCAAAGCUGGUCAAACUUCAAGAAAUUGUACUGAAUCAUUUUGCCACCGAAGGAUCUGAUACAAAGGUUAUGGUUUUCACCCAAUUCCGUGCUAGUGUAGAAGAGAUCACAUCUCUGUUGAGGCAACAUUCACAACUAAGACCAGUCCAGUUCGUGGGUCAAAGCAGCGCCAAGAAACGAGGUUUCUCUCAGAAACAACAAUUGGAGGUACUAAGUCGUUUUCGCGAAGGUGAAUACAAUAUAUUAGUCGCUACUUGUGUAGCCGAGGAAGGACUUGACAUCGGUAAUGUGGAUCUUAUCAUUUGCUAUGAUGCAAAUAAAUCACCUAUUCGUUUGGUCCAACGUAUGGGUCGAACUGGAAGAGCUCGUGAAGGUAAAAUAAUAGUUCUCACUACAGCGGGUAAAGAAGAGGGAGCUCAUAAUGACAGUAUUUAUAAUAGAAAACGAGUAGCAACCAAUUUACUCAGUGGAAUAAAACAAGAAGAUCUUUUCAAAGAAAAUGUUAGACUUUAUCCUAAGGGACUUAAACCAAUUUGUCGCAAAUUAUACCUUGGGGUGAGACAAGAAAAAGAUAAAGGAAGCGAUGAUAAUGAUCGAAGCCUGGACGAAACGGAAGAGACGGAAAACACCAACAUAAAUACAGCGUCACCAGUGAAAGAAAAAAGUACAAGUUGCACCAAAAAACGUCUCAGCUCAACGAAAGAAAGUACAACCAAAAAAAGAAACUCUGCAGUCAAAAGAUCAUCUUCCGGUGGAAGUACAGCUAAAAAACGUAAAAAUCGAUUCAUAUUUCAAACUGAUGAAGAGAUAGAUGAAAAUCAAGAAAAAGAACAAGAAAAAGACCAAAUUAAAGAUCCAGUAGAAGACCAAGAGAAAGUUGUAGAUGAGGAAGGAGAUAAAGACAAAGAUAAACAUGGAGAUGAAAACGAUGAAGAAAACGGCUUAGAAAUGAUGGAUAUAAUGGGAAUAAUAAAUGAUAAUGAUGAUGAAGAUGAUAAGGAUGAUAAGGAUGAUGAUAAGUCGGAAAAAGAGGAGAAAAAUUCAUAUGAACAAGAAGAUGAAGACGAAGAUGAACCGAUUCCAUGUAAGAAAAGUAAAUGGUCAGAAUAUAUCUCUGACGAUUCGCUCGAUUAUCCCGUUUCAUUCAACUAGAUUAUCUGAAUCUAACAAAUCGUAAAUUGUUGAUAACAGUCAACAAAAUGUUGUCAAAAGUGUAAAAUACAAUUAAUUCGUAUCAUCAUCAUGUUAAUUUUUCUUGAUUGUCAAUAUUUAUUACAAAUUUUCAAAUUAAAACUCAUUAAAUAAAAAAAAAUUCAAUUCUCUUGAUAAUUUAAUGUAAUAAAUUGUUCAUUUUUCCAUCAUUGUUACAA
Molecule: messenger RNA, 2901 nt
Organism: Panonychus citri (citrus red mite)
Lineage: Eukaryota; Metazoa; Arthropoda; Arachnida; Trombidiformes; Tetranychidae
Product: Fanconi anemia group M protein homolog
Exons: 2
Coding region: 329-2683 (784 amino acids)
Biological process (GO): replication fork reversal; interstrand cross-link repair; double-strand break repair via synthesis-dependent strand annealing
Molecular function (GO): ATP binding; hydrolase activity; four-way junction helicase activity
Source: RefSeq, a predicted model, not a curated record